AACUUGACUUCCUUCUCAAGAAUCGAUGCUUAUCUGUUUCAUUAGUGAAAAACGAGGAAGUUUGUGCGUUCGACGAAAGUACUCGUAAUAAUCGUUCAUAAUAUUUUCAACAUGUCGGAUAAAGAGGACGUUUCUAUAUCCGACAAGGGAGACGACUCUGCGGAAAGCGUCUACGUUAGCCCCGAGAACUUAUCGGUCACUACCAAGAAUGUUUCGCCGCAGGACACGUGCUUCACGCCGAUUAAAUCAAGCGUUCUGGAGAAAACACCCCAGCGGGAGUCUGAAGAAGGAUCUGAAGAACAAUACUGCACGCCGUCGUAUGAGAAGUUUCUGCAAUGGAGGCGCGUCGACCCCUCAACUCCUUACGAGAAUUCGCCGCUCAUGUCAGAUGAUAUUCACGAUGAUACCCUGCAGACAUCUACGUGCGACAUGUCGUUGAUCGCGCGGAUGGAUAAGCUUUGCUUAUUUACGCCGAAACCCGAGCGUAUAUCCGCCUCAUCAUCAUCAUCAUCAAGCACAGAGACAGUCGUGAAUGUGGAAGAUAGGCCCAAGUCAAACGUCGAUCUGGAGAUUUUGCACGACGAAUAUGAAAGAAAAACAGAGGAGAAGAAGUCGAGCCUCGAUCGCGACGACAUCACUUUAUCUAAAUAUUCGCCCAUAACGUCAAGAACGCAGACAGCAACAUUGACGGACAUAGAUUUGUCAAACGUGACGUUCGACAACAGUUCAGUCGAUCAACAUUCGUCAACGCAAAGCUCUGCGAGUUUGGAAUAUGGAAUUUCAUCGGAUCUCGCAGGAACGAAAGCGAAGGAGAUUUGUGAUUCUGCGAUCGCACAGUCGACUCGCAGAGUCGACGACUCGAUAACGGCAUCGCAUGAUCAGCCUAGUACCGCGAAAGAAAACGAAACGGCCACCUUUGAUAAUAAGUAUCAUAUCAAUGUUGCUCAGACGCGUCGCUGUGUAGAAAAAAUGACAACUAAAGAGCGAGAGAGCGGUUGUUUUCGGCUAUUUCGGUCCCCGAGAAAGACAUCGCCAUCGUCGUCAAACCGAUUGGUUGAAGAGACUAAGAGAAUUAUGAAGGGACAAAGUACUAGAAUACCGAUGUCGAGAAGAUUGUUGAGGACGAAUGAUCGAGAAUGGAAAAGUCCGCCUCUUAAGAUACGCCUCACGAGGACAAAGGAAACCGAGCAGGUCCAGAUACCCGAAAGAGCUAUACCAGAUGUCCCGUUUCCACCGUCGCACAAAAUGACAGUGGCAGAAGUCUUUGACGAGCGAACAGGAUCUCCGCGGCCGGAGGUCCUGAAGCAACACUUUAUCCUCGAGGGUAGGAUCGACGAGGCUGCGGCUCUUCGUAUAAUCAACGAUGGAGCCGCUCUUCUACGCUCGGAGAAAACCAUGAUAGACAUCGAGGCUCCUGUCACCGUAUGCGGCGAUAUUCACGGACAGUUCUACGACCUGAUGAAAUUAUUCGAGGUGGGCGGGCCACCCUCCUCGACCAAAUAUCUCUUCCUGGGCGAUUACGUUGACAGGGGUUAUUUCAGUAUCGAGUGCGUAUUGUACCUGUGGGCGCUGAAACUGUGCCAUCCCACCACACUCUUCCUCCUCAGAGGUAACCACGAGUGCCGUCAUCUCACGGAAUACUUCACGUUUAAACAGGAAUGUAAAAUAAAAUACUCCGAGAGGGUGUACGACGCGUGCAUGGAUGCCUUCGACUGUUUGCCACUCGCAGCUCUUAUGAAUCAACAGUUCCUGUGCGUGCACGGUGGUCUGUCGCCAGAAAUUCACAAUUUAGAAGAUAUUCGCAAAUUGGACAGGUUCAAAGAGCCGCCGGCGUUCGGGCCGAUGUGCGAUCUCCUCUGGUCGGAUCCCCUCGAGGACUUUGGCAAUGAAAAAAAUGCGGAACACUUCUCCCAUAAUAGCGUCAGGGGCUGUUCCUACUUUUACAGUUACGCGGCGUGUUGCGACUUUCUGCAGAACAACAAUUUGCUCAGCAUCAUAAGGGCGCACGAGGCUCAAGACGCCGGAUAUCGUAUGUACCGAAAAUCACAGACGACGGGCUUCCCAUCGCUUAUCACCAUCUUCAGCGCGCCCAACUAUCUCGAUGUGUACAACAACAAGGCGGCGGUGUUGAAGUACGAGAACAACGUCAUGAACAUUCGACAGUUCAAUUGUUCGCCACACCCGUACUGGUUGCCCAAUUUCAUGGAUGUUUUCACAUGGUCCCUGCCAUUUGUAGGCGAGAAAGUCACAGAAAUGUUAGUGAACGUGCUGAACAUCUGCUCGGACGACGAGCUGAUGAGCGACGGCGAUGACGCGCUCGAGGAAGAUGGUGCAGCAGCUAAUCUACGUAAAGAAGUCAUCAGAAACAAGAUUAGAGCCAUCGGUAAAAUGGCGCGUGUCUUCUCCGUCCUGAGAGAGGAAAGCGAGAGCGUGCUGCAGUUGAAAGGUUUGACGCCGACUGGAGCUUUACCGCUUGGUGCAUUAUCUGGCGGCAAGACUUCUCUGAAAAACGCUCUCCAAGGCUUCUCGCCGAAUCAUAAAAUCACCUCGUUCGCCGAGGCCAAGGGCUUGGACGCCAUUAACGAAAGAAUGCCACCGAGGAAGGACGCACCACCUACGCCGGUCAACGAGGAGAAACCCGUGACAAAGCCGCCGCCUCCUGCGGGAGACAAGCGGGACCACAACACGCCGCAACCGCAAUCGUGAGCCCCACACUCGUCCAAUCAAGAUGGCGUGGACGGGUCCUAAGAUCCUGACGUUAUCGCCGUUGCCAUCGAACAUUUGCAAACCAUUGGUCGUCUCUCCCUUCCCUCCUCCGGUUGUUACAACCAGUGUGCUGUCCAUCGAGGUGUCAAAAGAAGCCGGUCGCAAGAAGGAAGAUCAGGAACGGAGCAUUGUCAUCGGUCCUGGUGCGCGCGCAGCGAAAGAAAGCAAGUCAGCCGAGUAAAAGGAAACCGCACGAUCAUCGGAAAACGUCCGACUGGGCGUUUCAGCGGGACUUCUCUUCUUCGAGGAUCUGCCUCUGUUUUUUUUCCCCGUAUACACUACAUACGCGCGAAUUAAAAAAAAAAGAAACGAGAAUGUUAGCGAUAAUUCCUUCUGCAAUGAACCGCGCGCGCAUGACGUUCUCCAAUCUCUUUCUCUCUCUUUCUCGAUCGUUCAUGCGAUUAUAUCCCCUUGUUCUCUUUCCUCGUUCUCGCUUACUCUACCUUUCGCAAUUUCUUGCUCUUUCUCUUUCCAACAUCCACUAAUUAAUAUUCAUUAUCCGCGUGUUCCUCACGGAUAAUUUACUCGAUGUACAUAUGUGCGCGUCUGCACGAAUCGACGAGGGGCGAAACCUUCGAACGAUAUAUCUUAUAGAUAGAUCCGUUUACGAAUCGACCUCGGAUCGAACGUUCAUACACGAGAGAGUAUAUUCCCUUUCCUCUCCCGGGCGUCAUUUCUCUCUUUCCUUUCUCCGAAGAACGCGGAAAAACGAGAAAGAGAGAUGGAAUCGGAACAGCCCGCGCGCGCGGUUACACAUUUGUCUAAUGAGAGAUAUCGUACAGUGUGAAAGAGAGAGAAUGAGAGAGGGAGAGAACGAUAAAGAGAGAGAGAGAAAGAGAACGAGGACGAGCGGUCUCCGCCAAAGAAACAAAAGAGGCAGCUGGCCUGUCGUCAUGGCGGAGCUUCCGGUUUUAGGAUUUUACUAGGUUCUUAAGAUGUGUCCGCCCUGGAUGACGCAUCCCCGCGCUACGGGGUGGGGUUACUUAAAUCUUAAGUCAAGCUAAGCUUAGGAUUAAGUCAUAAAUUAUAUAUAUAUAUAUAUAUAUAUAUAUAUAAAACAAUAUACAU
Messenger RNA from Nylanderia fulva, 3834 nucleotides. The record is from RefSeq and is a predicted model, not a curated record. Lineage: Eukaryota; Metazoa; Arthropoda; Insecta; Hymenoptera; Formicidae.